This is a messenger RNA of Acanthopagrus latus (yellowfin seabream), 3459 nucleotides long. Its product is annotated as serine/threonine-protein kinase/endoribonuclease IRE1-like. The transcript is spliced from 9 exons. The record is from RefSeq and is a predicted model, not a curated record. Lineage: Eukaryota; Metazoa; Chordata; Actinopteri; Spariformes; Sparidae. Gene Ontology annotation, biological process: intrinsic apoptotic signaling pathway in response to endoplasmic reticulum stress; mRNA processing; IRE1-mediated unfolded protein response. Gene Ontology annotation, cellular component: IRE1-TRAF2-ASK1 complex. Gene Ontology annotation, molecular function: ATP binding; protein serine/threonine kinase activity; RNA endonuclease activity. Bases 540 to 3104 code for a protein of 854 amino acids.
UGUCACGUGACAGAGUCAGAAGCAGGAAGAACAAAAGCACAGCUUGUCAAGUUUCGAUCGCCGUAAUUCAUACUACGGUGGACACACUACUUCGACAUUGUUUCUCCGGCAUCUCUCUGCUCAGCAGUCAGCACAUCUGCCUUCACCUGCUCACCCUCAGCCUGUCCAGGUAUUCUUUAAGGCUGGAUCCAGUGCUGAAACCCUUCACCAAUGAGACACUCUUUGUAGAUCCUAUGUAGACUAUGGUGACUGAAUAGUCAGAGACUAAUGUUCAGGAAAUAAAAGAGUAAAAGGGGAAAGUCCACUCACAUCCUGUGGAGGCCCAACCCACCUUGUCAAACAGGUAUUUUCCUGUCACGUGACAGAGUCAGAAGCAGGAAGAACAAAAGCACAGCUUGUCAAGUUUCGAUCGCCGUAAUUCAUACUACAGUGGACACACUACUUCGACAUUGUUUCUCUGGCAUCUCUCUGCUCAGCAGUCAGCACAUCUGCCUUCACCUGCUCACCCUCAGCCUGUCCAGAUACACUGAAGAAAAGAAAUGAACAUCAACCCACAGUUCCAACCGUCAGCACCCCCACCAGAAACACACUAUAUAAUACAGUGUGUAUUUGACAAUAACCUCAAGAGGCUAAAGAGAUUACUAAAGGAAAACAACAUUAAUGACAUUUACCCGUGCACAGAGUGUAACGACUGCAUAAGCCCACUGACUGCUGCUGUUGUAACUCACAACUGGGACAUUUUUACUUUCCUUUUGCAGCAGGGUGCAGACCCAGACAAUGAUUCGGAACAAGGCCUCACACCUCUGCAUUAUGUCUCAAUGCAUGAUGCACCAAUUGAUUUUGUGGAAACACUGCUUCAGGCGAAAGCAAAUCCAGAUGGAUGGAAUAUUCGUGGACUACAGCCAUUCACGCCGCUGCAAACUGCUGCCAUCAGUGGCAGGGAUGAUGUCAUGAAAAAGCUCAGCUCUGCUGGUGCACUGGUGACACUCUUACCUGACACAGAUCCUGAACAUGUUACUUACAAUGAAAUAAUAUGUCAGAUGGUUCACAAGCUCGCAUCAGAAGGAGAUGAAUUAUCCUGCAAAAUUAGCUACUUCCUGGAUCUGGAAACUGCAAUGCGAAGAAAAACACCUGAAGAAGUGUUAACAACAUUUGACUGCCACAUGUUGGAUGUGAAUCCUCAGACCCAUCUGGCCAUUAUUGAAAUGCUCUUUAAUUUUACUGGGCAAGGUAAAGAAAAAUACAGCAAGGGAAGUGUCAAAUGGCUGAAGGACACUGAAAAUGUCAACACCUACGUUACAGGUGCAGUCAGUCGUCUUCCAAACAUCCGAAAGACUGAAUUAAAGAGAUCAAUUGAUUGUUUGCAUGCAGUUUUCUGUACAAUGGAAGAGAUACCAAAUGAGCAAGCAGUAGCUGUGAUCCCCAAACUGCUGGACAACCUUUGCUCAUUGGUGAAACCCGAUAUAUGUCAAGCUGUUCUGCAAACUCUGUAUGUGAUAACACAGAAAACAAAAGGCACAGAUGGCUGGGAUCGAAGCUUUGUUGAGAAGUUAUGCAUAAAAAUUGCUCCUUUUGUACAGGACAAUCACCCCUCAGAGAUCAGAGUCUUCACAUAUGGUGUAUUUGCAAACUUACUUUCAGUUGAACAUGUGGGUGACAUCUUUACAUCAGUGGGGAUAACUGCAGUGCCUGAGGACAUACUGACGUCUGCAGAAAUGACCAACAAUGACAAGCUGAAAGAAGUUCUCAGACGACUGAACAGUUAUUUCAGCAAACCAAACCAGGAAUGUGAGGACGGUACAGCCUCACCUGGGUCCAAGAAAAAGAUGGAAAAGCAACAAGAACAAGAAGUGUUGACAGACCGAUGGCGACCAACCAGCAUGAGAUGGAAGGAAAAAUUACAGAAGCUGGUCAGCACUGACAGAAGCAGAGCAACCAGAAUUAGGAGCAUGAUUUAUGUGAAUGAUGCGGAGUUCCGCAUAGCGAAAGGCAGUGACGGCACUGAAGUCUUCUUGGGGCUGAGAGAUGAUGGCACUGAGGUCGCUAUCAAGAGAAUGACUAAAAGCAACUAUCAGGAGCUGAAGACUGAAGAGGGAUUUCUACGACUUCCAGAACUUCAAAUUUCGUCCAUUGUACGAUACCUUUACUUUGCAGAGGAUGAGAACUUUGGAUAUCUUUGUCUUCAGCUUUGCGAAGACACCCUGGAAGAAUAUGUCACAAAAGAGUUGAGUUUAGAUAAAGACGACAAUAAGAACGUUAAUAAUAAGAAACUUGUCAAACAGGUUCUGAAGAGUUUAAAGGCGCUUCAUUGUCAUAAUCCACCAAUUUUACAUCGUGAUCUCAAACCACAGAAUGUUUUGAUUGAUGUCACCGGGAGGGCGAGAUUGGCAGAUUUUGGCAUCAGUAGACAGUUAUCCACAGGACAAACAACUUGUCGCACAGGCAGAGCAGGAACUAAAUGCUGGAUGGCCAGGGAGACUUUAACAGGAGAAACUGCCAUAAGAUACAAGCGGAGCACUGACAUACAGGUGGCAGGGAUGUUGAUUUAUUACAUCCUCUCUGGAGGACACCAUCCUUUCGGUGACAUUCCCUUUGAAUGUGAGUACAACAUUCAUAAAGGUUCGUACACGUUGGACCAUGUUGAAGAUGUGGUGGCAAAGGACCUCAUCGAGUGGAUGAUCAGUAAAGAACCAGAGAACAGACCUACAGUGGAGGAAUGCUUGAGUCAUCCCUUCUUCUGGACCACUGAGAGGAGAGUUGAAUACUUGAGAAGGACUGGCAACAGGGAGGAGGUGGCAAAGUAUUCAAAUGCUGCCCCGGAACUGAUUGCUGCAAUGGAACAAUGCGCCAGGGAUGGAUCCUUCAGACAGUGGAAAAGGAAGUUUCCACCAGAGUUGGCCCAGAAGAUGGAGGGCAAGAACAAAGCCUAUCCUGACCACAUACUGGGAUUACUGCGCUUCAUCCGAAACCUUCAUGAGCACUAUGCCAAGGAGGCAGCCCAAGUUGAUUUGAUGUCAGUGUUUCCAGAUCUCUUUGGAUGUGUUUGGAAGUUUGCUAAGACACGAGGGUGGAAUUCGGAGACCCCCUUGAAGGAAUUGUGUUGAAGAGAAGACAUCACCCCCAACGUUUUGAUGUGGUCUACAGAGCAAUUCACACUCCUCAAGGCUCAGCAGUCUCCAGCCAGUGACUUGAAGUGAAGUUAACUUAAAAACAACUACAGACUCGAUCAGUGUUUUUAUACCUUUUCAGGCCUUGGAAUUAUUCCAGACUCUCUUAUAAUAUUGACAGAGAAAUGACACUGACUGAGUCACACAUAUUGUCUGCCUCUUCCCUAUGUGCUUAUAGGCGGUGUCAGAGGCAUUGCUGUUUAAGUUUUCACUAUGUUAGUGCCCAUAUGUACAUGCUAAGACCAAAUCUCCCCUGGUACACCUUUGUGUUGUAUUAAAUUCAUAUACUGAA